GCGACAUGCUAGCUGCUCAUAGGUCAGCUGAUUCAUCACAUGACCUCCGGUCUGUCCGGUUUAUACCGAUGUUUUUACAGCACGAAACUUUGUCCAACGGUUCGGAUCAUUUUAGGAUAAAUGUUUGAUUUUUGAUCUAAAACAUAGUGAGCUGUUGAAGCGCCACAGCACAGGGUGUGUGUUUGUGUGUUUGUGUGUUWGUGUGUUUGUGCUAACAACGGCCUCAGCAGGUUGUUGCGGGUACAUUGCCAUGUUCAUCCACCCGCUCACCUGGAGCUUCUACACAGCGUCUGUGCUGGUGGGAGUGGCAGCAGCAGUUCUCUGGACCGCUCAGGGAAACGUGCUCGCCAUCAACUCCACUGACAACACCAUUGGCAGGAACAGCGGCAUCUUUUGGUCUCUGCUGCAGUUCAGUUUAUUCUUUGGGAAUCUCUACAUCUACUGUGCGUGGCACGGACACGUGCACAUCACAGACAAAGACCGCCGGACGGUGUUCAUCUCGCUCACAGUGAUCAGUUUAGUCGGCUGCUUCCUCUUCUUUCUGAUCCGAAAGCCUGACCCAGAACCUUUGUCUGGUUCUGAGGUGACAGAAUCACUGCUGCAGACAGAAUCUACAGAAGGCUCCACAUCCAG
Molecule: messenger RNA, 633 nt
Organism: Austrofundulus limnaeus
Lineage: Eukaryota; Metazoa; Chordata; Actinopteri; Cyprinodontiformes; Rivulidae
Product: UNC93-like protein MFSD11
Source: RefSeq, a predicted model, not a curated record